UAGUUCUCCACCUCCAGGUUAUAUCACUGUUUUUUUUUUGUUUUGUUUAUAAAUUAAUCAUGCUGCGGCAAUUUUUGAUCAGCGCAGUCUCGCGUCGAGUGGUGCUACCCAUAGUCGCCACACACCGCUUUGCCAGUGGCACCCUGGACAAAACUGAGUUUACAACUCCCUCGCAGAUAGUGGACUAUGAUGAUCCGCCGCAUUUGCCAGUGCCUGAGUACCCAGUCCGACCUGACGAGCCACUAGAGACGCGAAAGCAGAGGCUGCUGUAUCAGAGUCGGAAGCGUGGCAUGCUGGAGAAUGAUCUGCUCCUCAGCACAUUUGUGGCCAAGCACCUGAGAGACUUCUCCGCCGACCAGACAGCCCAGUACGACGAGCUCAUCAAUGGCGUGAGCAAUGACUGGGACAUAUUCUACUGGGCCACCGAAACAAAGCCCACGCCGCCGGAGUACGAUACGGAAAUAAUGCGAAUGCUUAAGCAGCAUGUGAAGAACGAGGAGCGCGUGCAGCGUAUACGGCAGCCAGACUUGUAGGGGGAGCUUUGAUGUCAAUCCAGAUAUAUGAAUGGCAUUUCACAGCACAUUAUAAAUAUAUGUAUUUGUUUGUUUAACUAAAGCACUGAAUUGCUUGCAAUAAUUACUGUAGGAAACGGAUUCAUGGUUUCCAUUGCCCUCACCCCUAGUCCCAGUUGAAACACAAUUUGCACUUCCUGAAAUACACAUCCAUACAAUAUAUUUUAAACGAUUAUCCAGUUAAUUGAAUUCAUGCUUGCCGUACGCUCGUGUAUGUUCGACCUUUAUAUAUAGAGUAAAUGUUAUUGGCUUACAUCA
Molecule: messenger RNA, 830 nt
Organism: Drosophila guanche
Lineage: Eukaryota; Metazoa; Arthropoda; Insecta; Diptera; Drosophilidae
Product: succinate dehydrogenase assembly factor 2-A, mitochondrial
Exons: 3
Coding region: 60-533 (157 amino acids)
Biological process (GO): mitochondrial respiratory chain complex II assembly; tricarboxylic acid cycle; mitochondrial electron transport, succinate to ubiquinone
Cellular component (GO): mitochondrion
Source: RefSeq, a predicted model, not a curated record